Acanthoscelides obtectus is the source of this 342-nucleotide messenger RNA. The record is from the annotation of a GenBank genome assembly. Lineage: Eukaryota; Metazoa; Arthropoda; Insecta; Coleoptera; Chrysomelidae.
AUGGAUAUAUUAACUGAACAAGAGUACCACUUCUUCGCGGUGACCGAAAUAUGGUUGACUAGCAAUAUACCUACUGAAGUUGUUAAAGUUCCAGAGUAUAACUUUUAUCGCAGAGAUAGAGAAGGCCGAGGAGGUGGCAUUGGCAUUUAUAUUAAAUCUAUGUAUCAGGUGAGACUUGUUGACUUUGGUAUUGAUACCAGCACAGUUGUGGAAAGCAUCUGGCUAGAGGUUACUCUUCAUAAAGAAAAAUGCAUUGGUGUCAUUUACAGACCCCCAUCUAAGUCCUUUGGCGAUUUUGCUAACGUGUGGGACUGUCCUGCCUUUGUGCAUCUGUCAGUAUGA